AUGUCCUCUGACCCCUCUGAGACACCUGGUACCCUACAUUCCGAUGGAGCGGACCCCCACGAGACCGUUGCCUUGACGCCCCCAAGACCGUUGGUCACCCUGACCUCGCGGCCUCGCUCGCAUAAUCCGUCUUCACAUCGUCGGGCAAACACUGAAUAUAUUGCAAAACCACCCCUAAUUGACGAGGGCAUCGAAGACACCCUAUCGGAUCGCUCAAAGAAUACCCCCUGGACAGAAACCUUCCCGAGGAAGAAGUUAGAAGCAAGGGCCAGGGUGUUAUCAGACUGGUUCCAGGGGAAAUCAGAACCAGUGGAGUUGGGACUGAAAAUGGGCACCAACGGUGGUCCAGAGGUGACGAGGAUGGAUUCCCGUCCAACCCCAGCAUCCAUGACACACAAAAGACAACAUUCAACCCCAGUGAUGAAUCGCUUUUCAUUUUUCGGCCUGCGACGAGAACCCAGCAAACCUAAUUUCCCAGAGCCCGCAGAUGAUGAAUUCCUGAACCUAGAUAUCACUGCCGCCCUCUCAUUACCCGCAACAGACAAUACCAACGAUGAGGCACUGGAUGCCCUACGAGAUCAUGUCGACAAGGUGUUGCGACGGAUGCAAGAGGCCUAUAAGCAACGCACAUUCGCCAUGCACCAGGCCUCGGCAGAUAAGAAUGAGAGGCAGGAGGAGCUCGAAGAAACUCGCGCCCGAGUCGAUCAUCUAAAGAUGCAGCUGGACGGCAUGGCCGCCAAGGUGCUCGAUCAAGAGAAAGCCAUGCAGGCCAUGGCCGAGGAGUUAGAGCAAGAAAGAGAAAUGCGAAAGACAGAGGAAUUCCGCAAUCACAGUCGGGAAAUCUGUACCGUCGAUGAGGACAUCCCAUCCAUGGUGCUCCAAACUCCUCGGCGUGGUGGCAAGCGGGCUAGCCAUAGCACCUUCACCAGCGACUCAGGCUUCGAGUCCGGUGAUGAGAGCGUUGUCGAUAGCAUAUUCUCACAGCGUGAGAGUGUCGAGUCUCCCACGUCCAUGUUGACAGGGCCGUCUCCUAGUAUCUCGCAGGUCGCCCUGUCUGCGCCGACUGGUGCGGCACCAAUGCCCACAAUCCAGAAGAAUCUGGUUGCAGUCACUAGUGCACCACCCCCUGCACGUUCAUCAACGUACGAUCGGGUGCUGAAAGGUCUUGCUUCAACGCGCUUAGGUAGCUCUUUCACUGGUGGCAACACCCCCAAUUGCACCAUCUGCUAUGGCGUGCCGGCAUCCGAAGCCUGGAGUGUGAUGGGGGUCCUGCAAGAGGAGAAUCGGGGGCUGAAGACGCGUUUGGGAGAACUCGAGGUGGUCAUUGAUGAUUGCCUGGGUCUCGUGGGUCCUUGA
This is a messenger RNA of Penicillium paradoxum, 1356 nucleotides long. RefSeq lists its product as uncharacterized. The record is from RefSeq and is a predicted model, not a curated record. The coding region runs from base 1 to 1356 and encodes 451 amino acids. The transcript has a single exon. Lineage: Eukaryota; Fungi; Ascomycota; Eurotiomycetes; Eurotiales; Aspergillaceae.